Molecule: messenger RNA, 570 nt
Organism: Drosophila elegans
Lineage: Eukaryota; Metazoa; Arthropoda; Insecta; Diptera; Drosophilidae
Product: C-type lectin 37Da-like
Exons: 2
Coding region: 46-540 (164 amino acids)
Biological process (GO): biological process involved in interspecies interaction between organisms
Cellular component (GO): external side of plasma membrane
Molecular function (GO): carbohydrate binding
Source: RefSeq, a predicted model, not a curated record
GUAUAAAGCAGCUUAGCUCAGCGAUGUUUUAACCAGUAAUUGAAAAUGUUCGAUAAAUACACUGUGCUCUUGGUUAUAUUGGGGCUACUUUAUUUCGUUGGAGCUUAUCAAGUGAUACCAUUUAUUGAAGAUGGAAUACAAGAUUACUUGAAUAUUAUGACAGAUCCAUUCGUCAAAAUCGGUCAAGGCCAUUAUUACAUUGACACCAGGGAAAAGAAGAACUGGUUUGAUGCAUCCGAGACUUGUCAUCGGAUAAACGCCCAUCUAAUAGCUUUUGAGACCAUCGAAGAAUGGGAUUUGGUUAAUCAAUAUCUGCUUAAAAAUCAGAUUAAUGAUAUAUACUGGACUUCGGGUGCGGACUUGGCGAAUCAGGGAAAACAUGAUUGGUUUUAUUACAAUGGAAAUGAGCAUUGUGGCGAGUUGCGUGGCCGACAAGCCCCAACUAAUUACAACUCAACUAAUGACAGCCAAUGUGUAUCAGACAGACACUACAUUUGUGAGAAAUCAUACCCAAUAACAGCUUCGCUUGUUUCCUGGUAAUAGAAAAUAAAUUUAAAGUAAAUCUGUUAA